AAUAAGCUUCUUUUGUCCUUUUCUGCCUUUAGCUUUCCGUCUACUCCCGGAAAAAGCACUGACUUCCUCUGUUUCCUUCAUUCACACAGAGAAAAGAGAGAGAGAGAAGAGAAGAAAAGACGAAAUUCUGACAAAAGAGAUGAUGGAGUGGGAUAAUCAGCAGCAACCCAAUAACCACCACUCUUCUAAUCUUCAAGGGAUCGACGUUAAUGGCGGCUCCGGCGCCGUCGUUGGAGGAGGAGGAGGAAUGUACGUGAAGGUGAUGACCGACGAGCAGCUUGAAACUCUGAGGAAACAGAUUGCUAUUUACGCCACCAUUUGCGAGCGUCUCGUUGAGAUGCACAAAACCCUCACUGCUCAACAAGAUCUUGCAGGAGGGAGAUUGGGAGGUUUGUACGUAGACCCAAUGAUGUCAUCUAUUGGUCACAAGAUGACUGCUAGACAGAGGUGGACUCCUACGCCGGUGCAGCUUCAGAUUCUGGAGCGUAUAUUCGAUCAAGGCACGGGAACACCGAGCAAGCAAAAGAUCAAAGACAUAACCGAAGAGCUGAUCCAGCACGGCCCGAUUGCUGAACAAAAUGUCUACAAUUGGUUCCAGAACCGGCGUGCUCGUUCCAAGAGGAAACAGCAUGGUGGUGGUUCUUCUAGCAACAAUAAUGGUGAGUCUGAGACUGAAACUGAGUCAUUGAAUGAGAAGAGAAAGAGGCCAGAGGGUCUUCCUGUUCUUCCUGAUGGAAACAACAGCAACAAUGCCAUUGGGACAACAACUACUAGUCCUAGACCUGAAGAUCUUUGCUUCCAGAGUCCUGAGAUGAGCUCAGAUCUUCACUUGCUAGGAGUUCUAUCAAACCCAAGGGAUGAGCAUCUUGUGGGAAAGAUGGGAUUGUCUGAAAGCUACAACCUUUAUGAUCAUGUUGAAGAGUAUGGCAUGUCAGGCUGAUAAAUACAAGCUGAGGAACUAAUUAUCCGAUGUUAAAGAAAUGGAUUUCGUAGUCAGUCAUAAGCAGUUUUAGACUCUUUUUUUUUCUGGUUUUUUCAGAGAUUUAUUAAUAAACUGCUAAGCAGUUGAUUUCAUCUUAUAUUAUCAGUUUGAGAGAAACUAUUUUUACAUGGAAAGUUGAAUUAU
This is a messenger RNA of Eutrema salsugineum, 1126 nucleotides long. Its product is annotated as WUSCHEL-related homeobox 13. The record is from RefSeq and is a predicted model, not a curated record. The coding region runs from base 140 to 940 and encodes 266 amino acids. Gene Ontology annotation, molecular function: DNA binding; DNA-binding transcription factor activity. The transcript has 3 exons. Lineage: Eukaryota; Viridiplantae; Streptophyta; Magnoliopsida; Brassicales; Brassicaceae.